GCGCUGACGUAAAGGAGGUUGGAGAGGUUGGUGCUCCCCAAAGAGAAGCAGAUAACCGUGAUGAGGACCAGACAGGGGUGCAAAGUUUUAUUGUUUUUCUAGCACUUUGGUUUUCUUGUUUUAUGUUUUUCCUUUCUUACAUUCGGUGAGAAGUUGUAGUUGUCUCCGCCAAUAUAACGGUGCCGAUCAAAUCUCCGCCUUUUUUGUGUAUCAGGGUGGUUUUUUUGCAAAUAAAAUACCUCAUUUUCCCCUGUUUGUUAAGAAUAGUCGAGAUCUGUCGGGAAGUACGAAAGUCCCCUUGAUGAGUCAGAAUGACAUCGGUUAAUUUCAGUGGGAGAGACUGAUGACAUUUUGUCUGCACCACUGUCCGCUUUUAGAGGGAAAAAUGCAAGAAAAUCAAGAGGAGCGGUCGGUAAAUGCGGCCACUGCGCAGUUAGGGACAGCGCUCGGUCGCGACUUCACCAGCCUGGGGAGCAGCGCAGAGCCCGGCCUCACUGACCUCCAGCCACCUCCUUACUCUAAACUGGAGUUUAGAAGAAAUGCAGUGACAGAUGACUAUAAGAUAACAUCUCAGAUUCUUGGCUUGGGAAUAAAUGGAAAAGUGAUGGAGUGUUACUGCAAGAAAACAGGGGAGAAAUGUGCUCUGAAGAUUCUCUAUGACACUCCUAAAGCCCGACGAGAGGUUGAGCUGCACUGGCGAGUAUCUGGAGGCCCCCACAUUGUACGAAUACUCAGCCUGUAUGAAAACAUAUACCAAGGGAAGAAAUGUCUGCUCAUUGUGAUGGAAUGCAUGGAGGGAGGGGAACUGUUCAGCCGCAUCCAGGCCAGAGGGGACCAGGCCUUCACUGAGAGAGAGGUGUCAGAGAUCAUGCACGAUAUUGGCUCGGCCAUAGAGUACCUCCACCACAUGGACAUUGCUCACAGGGACGUGAAGCCUGAAAAUCUGCUCUACACCACCAAGGAGACCAAUGCUACUCUAAAACUGACAGACUUUGGAUUUGCGAAGGAGACAACACUCCACAACUCCCUCCAGACCCCCUGUUACACCCCAUAUUAUGUUGCACCAGAAGUGCUAGGCCCAGAGAAAUAUGACAAGUCAUGUGACAUGUGGUCUCUGGGGGUAAUCAUGUACAUUUUACUGUGUGGGUUCCCUCCAUUCUACUCAAACACAGGCCAGGCCAUCUCUCCAGGCAUGAAACAGAGGAUCAGGCGAGGCCAGUAUGAGUUUCCUAACCCUGAGUGGGCUGAUGUUUCUGAGGAAGCUAAACAGCUCAUCAUUCAGCUGCUGAAGACAGACCCUGGUGAGAGAAUGACCAUUGGACAGUUCAUGAGCCAUCCUUGGAUUAGUCAGUCAAUGGUGGUUCCCCAGACACCGCUGCACACUUCCCGAGUUUUGACAGAGGACAAGGAGCUGUGGGACGAUGUGAAGGAGGAAAUGACCAGUGCCCUGGCAACCAUACGCGUGGAUUAUGACCAGGUGAAGAUCAAAGACUUGGACAUAUCUAACAACCCUCUGCUGAACAAGAGGCGCAAGAGGCCUGAAGGAGCGGACCGAGCAGAGGAAGCUGACAGGGGGGAUGGAGAGGGGGGAGUGGGCGUAAUACUCACUGAGAAGUCACAUUUUCUAAUCAACAUAGGGAAAUGAUUACUGGACAAAUGUAGCAUCAUAGUCAGAGUGAGCAAUAUUUUUCCUUUCCACAUUUCACAUGUUGUAUUUUAUGUACCUGUUCUUUGUGUCACUUCACUUAAUAGUAAAAAAAAAAAAAAACAUUUAUUUUUAAACUGUUACUACCCUCACCAAUUUAAAUGAAUUUUGGUUGUUUUACAGAUUUGUUGAGUCACUUUGUACACCAAAGCUCAUUUCACACAAAUUUAUCAGAGACGAUCAUUUAGAGAUAAGUACCAGUCGGCACAAUGGAGACACAUUUACACUCUGAAAGGUCAGUGUGUUAACUUGCUGCUUUAUGCUACACAUUUCCUCUCAUUUUUAAUGUCUUCCUUUCUGAAGCACUACCAGGAAGUCGUUAAUGCUGCUCACUGGUUUUAUCUUCAUGAUAAAAACUGUAGGAGAAACAGUGAGAAGAAAAUGAAAAGAAAAUGAGGGUCCCAGUCGGUCAACAAUAUAAAAAUGUACAUAUUCCAGAAGAGUGCAAAUACUUACAGCUACAGUAUGUAAGACUUACCAAAAUCUAGCGGUAAAGAUGUGCAUAGAAAUGACUAAAUGCCAAGCUUAGUUGUGAAUGGACAGUGGCCUUCAGUGGCCAAAAUUCUUCCAGACAUAAACAUGUUUUCAUCUACUCCAAGGGUCCUCACUUCACAUUCAGAGACACUGUAGUAAAAAAGGUGAUUAGAUAUUAAUAGAAACCGUCUUUAAUAAUAUGUUACAUUUUUUCUGUCAUUGACCUUUAAUUUUGUUGAACACUGCACCUUUAAGAAAGGAGCUGAAGAUACAAAACAUAAAGAAUUGAAGUGAUAAGU
Molecule: messenger RNA, 2478 nt
Organism: Melanotaenia boesemani (Boeseman's rainbowfish)
Lineage: Eukaryota; Metazoa; Chordata; Actinopteri; Atheriniformes; Melanotaeniidae
Product: MAP kinase-activated protein kinase 2-like
Exons: 10
Coding region: 344-1645 (433 amino acids)
Biological process (GO): peptidyl-serine phosphorylation; intracellular signal transduction; toll-like receptor signaling pathway
Cellular component (GO): nucleus; cytoplasm
Molecular function (GO): calmodulin binding; calcium-dependent protein serine/threonine kinase activity; ATP binding
Source: RefSeq, a predicted model, not a curated record